CCUAAUUUUACACCCCGCUUCGCCACAAUCCCCUUAGCUCCGAAGACACGCCGCUCCCCGAAAUGCCCGGCGCUUUCCCGCGCCAAAUUGGGCCCGCGCUGCGCCCGCCCAGUGCACCAACUGGCGCCCGGUCUUCGCGCGGCGCGCGGCCCCGGCCCUAAAAGAAGACACCGCUCGCCGCCCCAUCGUCUUCUCCCACCAACCCUGCUUUCUCCGUUCCGCCUCCCCCACAUGUCCCGUUUCGCCCGCCAAACCGCGUUCGACGUCGACUACGCGCCGGCCCGCAUCUCCAAGUGGCGCUCGCCCACCACGGGGCUCCAGCUCACAUACAUCAACCAGCCGUCGCCCAUCGUCAAUGGGUACUUUGCCGUGGCCACGGAAAUCGCAGACGACUCCGGCUGCCCCCACACGCUCGAGCACUUGGUGUUCAUGGGCUCCAAGAAGUACCCCUACAAGGGCCUCCUCGACAGCUUGGGCAACCGCUUUUUCUCGUCCACCAACGCGUGGACCAGCGUGGACCAGACCGUGUACACGUUGUCCACUGCCGGCUGGGAGGGCUUCCGCACCUUGCUCCCCGUCUACUUGGACCACUUGUUCCACCCCACGCUCACCGACGACGCGUGCCUCACCGAGGUCUACCACAUCGACGGCAAGGGCAAGGAGAAAGGCGUGGUGUUUUCCGAGAUGCAGGGCAUCGAGUCGCAGACCUGGUUCGUGUCCUACUUGAACUUGCAGAAGACCUUGUACGCGGAACGCUCCGGCUACUCGUCCGAGACCGGCGGGCUCAUGGCUGAGUUGCGCCACUUGACCAACUCGCAGAUCAGAGACUUCCACCGCGCCAUGUACCGCCCGGACAACCUCUGCGUGGUGAUCACCGGCUCCGUGGACGAGGCCGAGCUUUUGGCCACCAUGUCGGCUUUUGACGAGCAGCUCGCGCCGUUGCCUGGCACGCUGCCCAGGCGCCCGUUCGUCGACUCGCCGCACGACUUGCCCUUGCCGCACACCGUUGUCAAGUCCGUGCAGUUCCCCGACGACGACGAGUCCAUGGCCGAGUUGGUCAUCGGCUGGAUCGGGCCGGAGAGCGGCAAGCUCUUGGAAAAUUUGGCCGUGGACAUGGUCGGCUCGUACCUCGCGGACUCGCCCAUCUCCUUGUUCAACCGCCACUUGGUGGAGGUGGACGAGCCUUUGGCCACGGAGAUCGACUACGGCACCGACGACUUCGUGCGCACGGGCUUGAACUUCACUGUCAGCGGCAUCCCCACGGCGCACUUGCACGCCGUCGACGCCAAGUUGAAAGCUCUCUUGGAGGAGCAGACGCACCCGGAGCACUUGGACUUGAAGUACAUGACCGAGGUGGUCAACCAGCAGAAACUCAAGUUCGUGGCCCAGACAGAGCGAGACCCGGCUACGUUCUCCAACAUGGCCAUUCUGGAAUUCAUCUACGGCAACCCGGACGGGCUGGACUUGCUGAAGUGGACCAAGAGCUUGAACGAGUUCGAGGUUCUCUCCACGUGGACUGCCGAAGAGUGGUGUGCUUUGAUCAAGACCUACUUUGUCAACAACCACCCGGCCACCAUCUUGGGCGUGCCGUCCUCGAAAUUGAACCGUGCCAUCAAAAAGGCCAACAAGGACCGCAGCAAGGAAAUCAAAGCCAGGUACGGCGACAGCGGGCUCGCGCAGUUGGGCGAGAAGUUGCAGCUUGCGCAAGCUGCCAACGACAAGCCCAUCCCCGACGAGCUUCUCACUCAAUUUGGCAAGCCGGACCCGUCCAAAAUCGAGUUCAUCAAGACCAAGUCUUUUGCUGGCGGUGCCAAUGAGGGCCAGUUCACCGAGUACGAACAGACAGGCAACUUCCACGACGUCAUCCAGAAGGACCUGCCCGAAAACUUCCCGUUGUACUUGCACUUUCAGAACUUUCACUCGCAGUUCGCCACCAUCCAUCUAUUGAUGUCCACUACGUCUGUGCCUGAAAGGCUUUUGAAAUACUUUGCGGUCCUUGAAGAGAUUUUCUCAAUGUCUAUCCAGCUCCCCACGGGUGAGUACAUUCCCUACGAAAAGGUGAUCACGGAACUCAAUAACGACUUGAUUGAAUUCCAGUUCGACAAUGGCAUUGAGAACCAGUUUGCCGAGCUCCUGAGUGUCAAGGUCAAGUUCGAAAAAUCAAACUACAAAAAGUCGAUCCAGUGGUUGACCAACGUCUUGAAGUACUCUGUGUUCGAGGAAUCGAGAAUCAAGAUCAUCAUCGAGAAGAUCGUAAACUCCCUCGCGGACAAAAAGAGAAACGACGAAUUGAUGAUGUACUCUUUGCAGUACCGUACUGUCUACACUGAUGCGUCCAUCAGAAAAGCUCAGGACUGCAUCAAUACUGAAGAAUUCUACAAGGAGCUUCUUCAAAAAAUCAAGGAAGGAGGCUUCUCUGAAAUCAAGACUGACCUCGAGGCGAUCCGCGCCCAUUUGUUCAACGUACUGAACAUGAAGGUCUUUGUGGUGGGGGGAGCAACCAGCAUUGAAUCCCCCGUUUCAUCUUGGACUCAAUUUGUGAAAGAGUUCGAAAGCAAACCUGAGUCUUCUUACUUCUCUCUUGAAAACAUUCCCAGAGCUUUUGAGUUCAAGACAUCCAUCGGUAAUCAGUGUUCGAAGAAAGCCUUCUUGGCAACGACUCCCGCCAGUGAAACCACACACUUCAUAUCUUUGACACCUAUUCCAACGGACUAUUUGAAUGAAGACAUCUACAAAAUCGCUCUUGCCAGCGAGUUCUUGGGUGGUGUUGAGGGUCCUUUCUGGAGAGCGAUUAGAGGUACUGGAUUGGCUUAUGGCGCCAACAUUAGGAGACUUAUUGAGUCAGGAUACUUGUCAUUUUCUAUUUAUCGUGGCGCUGAUGCUCAGCAAGCAUGGAUCACGGGAAAAAAGAUCAUUUCGGAUUACAUUAGCGGUGAGCUCGAAAUUGACGCAAUCAGCAUUGAGAAUUCCAUCGCGGCCAUAGUAAAUGAGUUGGCCAAUGCCGAAGCAAACUCUUAUGAUGCAGCUAUCAACAAGAUCACAGAUGAGAUUUUCAAGAAAAGAGGCUCAAACUACGUUUCGGACUUUUUGAAACAGUUGAAUACUUACACCAGUGAAGAUUUGAUUUACAUUUUGAAGAAGUAUUUCCUUCCUUUGUUUUCCUCCGAGAGCUCGCUUAUCUUUUCGUGUGUUCCAACAACAAAAUAUGAAACCUUUUCAAAAUUCUUGCAUUCUCAAGGAUACGAAUUCACGUAGGCGGACAUGGCCUCACAAACCAGUGAUUGGACACGGUCCACGGACUUCCACCACUCAUCGCUUUUAAUACCUUUGCAUGCAACCCACUCCGCGAUGGUAUAGAACCUCAAGUCCCAGUCGAUGUUUCCAAAAUCUUUCGUGUAAACCCCUACCUUUCCAAGAUUUCUUUGACGAUUCCAAUCAAAAUAACCAUCGCUGUGUGUCGCUAAGAUUGGGUUGACCUUGGGUCUGUGCACAUGAAGG
Molecule: messenger RNA, 3498 nt
Organism: Metschnikowia bicuspidata var. bicuspidata NRRL YB-4993
Lineage: Eukaryota; Fungi; Ascomycota; Pichiomycetes; Serinales; Metschnikowiaceae
Exons: 2
Coding region: 232-3255 (1007 amino acids)
Molecular function (GO): metal ion binding
Source: RefSeq, a predicted model, not a curated record